Pieris macdunnoughi is the source of this 789-nucleotide messenger RNA. NCBI's taxonomy places the organism in Eukaryota, Metazoa, Arthropoda, Insecta, Lepidoptera, Pieridae. The record is from the annotation of a GenBank genome assembly.
AUGAAUUUCAAAAUAAUAUCCAUCCUUCUUACAUGGAAUUUCCUCUUGAUUUCUGCGAAGAGAGAUUCCCUUGAAGAUGACACGUCAAGGGCCAGAGAGUUAAGAAAUAAAGAAAACAAUAGAAACCGGACUACAUUUAAUGGGACGUUAACGGAUUUACCUGAAAGAAGGUACCUGAGACACAGAAAUAGUUCAAGGUUACGUGGAGACAGGCGUAGAUUUUGGGAGCAAGAAGUGAGACGUGAUCGCCGAAAGGGCUCAGACUCUACCGAGGAUGUCAACAGAACAGAUCCCUUCAACCUUAAAAAUGAGAAAAGAAAAGAGAAACACGCAAAGGCCACAACCGAAAAGGCUUCUGACAGGCGCAAACCACUCCACAAAACCCCGGAAAGAACGCCACUAAAAGAAAACACCACGCGAUUUAAACCAAAAUCCGCAAAUAAAUGGCAAAACGGGGGUUUUAUUCCAUACCCACAGCCGAGAGAGAAAAAGCCUAAUAUCAUUUUAAUUCUGACUGAUGAUCAAGAUGUGGAGCUCGGCAGUUUAAAUUUUAUGCCACGUACAAUGAAAGCAAUAAGAAGUGCCGGUGCGGAGUUUCGUCACGCCUACACGACUACGCCAAUGUGCUGUCCAUCACGGAGUUCCCUGCUCACUGGAAUCUACGUCCAUAACCACAACGUGUUUACCAACAAUGACAACUGUUCUUCUCCGAUGUGGCAAGCCAAGCAUGAAACUAACACCUUCGCAACCUACCUGUCCAAUGCUGGAUAUCGUACAGGUCAGUUUUAG